AUGAACAUUUGGCUGGCUCAUGGAUUGCUGGGCUGCGCAGCACUACUACUCGUUUUCCCUUUGGGAAUUGCAUCGCUAUGGUUCAAGAAAAGUCGCUGGUCGAUUCCACACUGGAAGAUACAAGCAUGUGGUACGAUGCUUCUGGCACUCACCACGGGCGUGGGUCUGCUCAAUAGCAGUCGGUUGCACCACAAGCAUCAGUCGCUAGGACUGGUCGUGUUCGGCAUGGUCCUAAUUCAGAUGCCACUUGGAUUCGUCGAUGCGUUGGACAACACCCGCGGCUACAGGGCAAGCGCCUCAUUCACCCACUCCAUCCUCGGAUUCUCGACUCUAGUGCUGGGCUGGCUGGUGAUUCUGAGCGGCUUUCGUCUGGCAUCGCUUGCGUCGGGCCCAUUCGUCUUUGUCGGUUUGUUGUCGGCAACGGAAAUCUCAGCUCUCAUCACUGGCUCUUUCCUGGUACGAUGGCGUAGACGAAUCGUAGCAAAAUCGGCACCUAAGGCGAGCGAAGUCGAAGAACUCGCUACGGACGUUUACACGCUUGCCGAGCAUGACCUCCAAGACGAGUAUGACCACGAGGACAACCAAGCCGCUGGGCCGUAA
Alternaria atra is the source of this 600-nucleotide messenger RNA. RefSeq lists its product as uncharacterized. NCBI's taxonomy places the organism in Eukaryota, Fungi, Ascomycota, Dothideomycetes, Pleosporales, Pleosporaceae. The transcript has a single exon. The record is from RefSeq and is a predicted model, not a curated record. Bases 1 to 600 code for a protein of 199 amino acids.